Molecule: messenger RNA, 1286 nt
Organism: Mercurialis annua (annual mercury)
Lineage: Eukaryota; Viridiplantae; Streptophyta; Magnoliopsida; Malpighiales; Euphorbiaceae
Exons: 4
Coding region: 641-1045 (134 amino acids)
Source: RefSeq, a predicted model, not a curated record
AUAAAGAUGAACCCGAAAUACUGUUCAUCGUGUGUUCUAUUUACUUAAAUAACCUUUUUCUUUCAAUUAUUUUCAAUCAAAUCAUCAAAAUAUAAGUGGUAUGUUUGCCUCUUUUUGGAAUUGCCGCUUUACAUGAUAGAAAAAGACCUAACUUUUUCUAUUUAAUUACAGAACUACCAAUCUAAAUUUGAUUUUUUGUUUUCAUUUAUUUUAAGUUUACAUAUACAUUAAAUGUCUUUCUUUCUUUAUUUGCAUGACUUUUGACGUGGCAUUACCAGAUAGAAACAGCAGUAAGAACUUGGUCUCCAAGUUGAAGAUAAGGAUUUGCAGAUUCAUUAUGCAUUUUUUUAAAUAUUACCUCUCUCUUUAUCUUUCUUAUCUCCCACCAUCACCGGGAAACCCAGCGCAAUCUUUUAACAUAUAGUCUCUCUUUUUCUUUCUUCCUUCUGUAUUUUUUCGUUUCGAUAUUGAAAGAAACAGUAAUAUGUAACUGAGAGACGAGAGUUAUUUGAUUAAUCAUGCGAAAAAUUUCAAAUUUUGGAAUCCUUUCUCAAGAUGAUCUUCUCUACUUUUGCCUUUAUACAUUUCUUUCUCAGGUCAGUCUACAGACACGACAACGGGAACAUCGGGAAGCCUCGGCAUGUCUUCAGAAAAUGAAAACCGUCCUCCCGGAAUAAGAACACUACAAGAGAAGGAUAUGUGUGUCGGGUCUGUCUUCGUUGUCUCUAGUUCCUAUGAUCGGGUUCAUAAUCUGGUGGUCUCAACAAUCUUAGUGGACAAGCUUGGUUUGUAUGGUUUUAUGAAGUGUUCAUUUUCUGUUUGCCAUAUGAUUUGGUACAACUUUAAGGACAAAAAUUUCAAAUUUGUUCCUCUGGUUUUUGCUCCGGCUACGACUCCAGUGAUUAAAGGAAUCAUUUGGUGGACGGUUCUGUGUGGUAAAUUGUUUUUACAUGGAAGACUAAAUGGAAUGGAGAAGGUCUCAAACAUGGCGGGCAAUGCUUCGCCCCAUGAUCUUGAGCACUUAAUUCUCAUGAGACUUGCAUAGGGUAUUGAAGUUAACGCCCAAUUCUUGAGAGAACUCCUUUGCUUGGCUUCUAUCUUUUAUUACUUGGGUGGAAACUGCUGGUGGAGUCGUGAUUUGUUACUUCCAAGAAGCACAAUUUCUAUAAAAAAAUAUAUGCAUAUAAUCGAAUCCUUCCAUGAUUAUGAAAGUAUAUCUUUUUUUGUAAUUCAAAUAAAAAAACGAAUGUGUACGAUUUUAUAAUGAAUCUAUUACUUUUUUUUUA